Molecule: messenger RNA, 1872 nt
Organism: Pyricularia pennisetigena
Lineage: Eukaryota; Fungi; Ascomycota; Sordariomycetes; Magnaporthales; Pyriculariaceae
Exons: 8
Biological process (GO): transmembrane transport
Cellular component (GO): membrane
Molecular function (GO): transmembrane transporter activity
Source: RefSeq, a predicted model, not a curated record
CUGACCCCUGCCGCGGCCGCAAAAGUUCUUGACUUUUGUCACUCGAGCGCCUUUUCAUCCAUACAAAAGCCACAGCCAUCUGCGCAUCCACAACUUGUGGUCUCCAACCGCAGGAUGAAUGGUACCUUUGCGGGCCCGCAGAGACGCAAUCGGGGUUUCCUCGGCGCGGAUAGUUCGGCCUUGAGCCCACAGGACCGCCAGGAUCGUCGCCAACUUCGCUAUCAGCUAGAUCUAAACUCAUUUAAUGCCAGGGUUUUCAUCAUUACAGCAUCUGGCUUUUUGACUGACAGCUACAACCUCUUCGCCACAAAUGUCAUUCUUACAUCAAUCAACUUUGUUUACUUUCCGAACACCACUGCCCCUAUAGGGCUCAUCAUAAAUCUCUUCACCCUACUGGGCUCGGUCAUCGGCCAGCUGCUCUUUGGUUUCCUUGCAGACUACUACGGCCGUGCCAAGCUGUACGGGAUAGAGCUCGUCCUCGUCAUUGUGUCUACAAUAGGGGUAGCCACUAGCAGCCAUGGGUAUAGUGACAAUACCGUCGGACCAGAAAUGUCAUUUCUGGCAUUGUUCACCUGGUGGAGAUUUGUUAUGGGCGUUGGCAUCGGAGCCGAGUAUCCACUGAGCUCUGUCAUAACAUCGGAGUGGUCCAGUACACAGUCAAGAACCCGUAUGCUAUCCUCUGUCUUCUUGAUGCAGCCUAUAGGUCAGGCACUGGCUCAGCUGGUCGGUCUCUUUGUGCUCCUCGGCUGGAACAAUGUCAAACAUCUGGAUUCUAGGCAAUGCGGCCUGAACAGUCUUCAUGAAGCAGAAUGCAAGAAAGCCAUCGAUGGAGUCUGGCGCAUCGUCAUCGGCUCGGGGGCAGCACCCGCUCUCCUCGCCAUCAUAUUCCGAUUCUUCCUCUAUGACUGCGGCUUGUUCACUUUAGAAGUGAAGGGGAAAACCGAAGCGGCGUUCAGAGAUACACAGAAGAUAUACGGCUCUCAACCCCAAUGGCCCAGUUCUCCGGCGACGAAUGGAGCCACGCAGGCCGCGACACAAACAUUUCGAGGCGGGAUCCGCCCCUCUGCAGUUGGAACUGUGCCACAGAUAGAGCAAGCAACACCUGUACAGUUUUCGCCCGAAGACCUACGUAACUUCUUCAUUCGUGACGGGAACUGGAUCUAUCUGCUUGGCACGUCGGCGACAUGGUUUUUUCUCGACGCCAGUUUCUAUGGUUCCAAGCAAUAUCUAGCCACGGUGUCGAUGGCGUCGAUCGCCGGUUCUGCUUGUUUUGUCGUUUUGUGCAACAAGUUCCACCGCCGGAGGAUGUUGACUAAGUCAUUUCUGGCCUUGGCUCUGUUGUUUCUGGUUACAGGUGGCGUUUAUUUCAAUGUGAAAGAAACGCCAUCCGCCUACGGCACUGUUGUCAUGGUUGCAAUAUGUCAUUUUGCCUUCAAUUUUGGCGCCAACACCCUAACCUUCAUCAUCCCGGCAGAGAUCUUCCCCACAGCCUACCGCAGCACCUGUCACGGAAUCUCGGCUGCAGCUGGGAAGCUAGGCUCGAUUUUGGCAGUGCUGAUUGUGCACGGAAUCAAAGGGAGCUUUGAGGGAUCGAAUCGACAAGGCGUGCUGUUCAUGCUCUUCGCCACAUUCAUGUUGUUUGGGGCCCUCUGCAGCUGGGCGUACGUGCCUGAUGUUCAGAGGAAGAUUGUGGACGGCGGAAAGGUUAGGUGGGAGAACAUGACUUUGGAAGAGCUAGGCGAGGGUAGGGAGAAGGCUAGGCGCGAGGGCCAAGUCAUAACAAUCAAGGAGAAGAUGGGAGAGAUCAAGGCCAAGAGGUUGCGGAGGAAGAGUAGGAGGCGUGCAGAGUCGAGGGAAGAAGAGGGGCUAUGA